AUGGAGACAGGCUCGUCGGUGUCAAAGGGAGUCUUUGCAUAUAAGGGAAAGAAGAAAUCUGUCAACCCAGAAAGAUAUUUCCAAAGAAGUGAGACUGUGAACACUUGGAAGAGAAGACUUGAUAUCUAUCAGAGUUUGUGGGAAAGUAUUGAUACUGAAAUACAGAUUCUACAGUCUGACUUAAAUACAAAGAUAUUUGAUGACCUUCUGAAAUUCACAAAGACAUGCCAGUCCAGUUUUACUUUGUCAAAUCCAGCAGGGCAUUCUCGUACCAAGGAGAUCCCUACAGCUGCUCUUGUAACAGGUGUAAAUACACCAGACCAUGGGGUGAUGUUUGCUACACUUGUCAAUCUGCUUCAAGAGAAAGUUACUCCCCUUGUUGCCAUCCUUCAGUCAAAAGAUUGUAAUAAUGUUAAAAACACACUCUCCAAACUUCUUGGACAAAUUCUGAAGAACCCUCAAUUGUUUAUUGAUGACGAGGAAUCGCCCGAUGUGAGUGAAAAAAAUCUACCCAUAAGCCUGGCCACAUUAGCGGAUUGGUACGAUGAUAAAUAUUCUCCAAACCAUUCCAGUCCUAAGAAGCGUAAAUCUUUGGACGGCGGUAGUAAGGAUCGUCAACCCCUCCCCCCAGUCAUCAUGGUGUUUGAGGAUCUAGAAAGUUUUCAACCACGAAUUUUACAGGAAUUCAUUACUGUCUGCAGUAACUAUGUAAGCCAACUGCCAAUUGUUUUCGUGUUCGGCAUUGCAACAUCAGUGUCAGCUGUCCAUCGCCUCCUGCCGAACGCUGUGUCAUCUACGCUGUGUAUGGAGAAGUUUCAGGCCCCACCAUCUACAGAAUAUCUCAGCCAACUCAUCAGCCAGAUUCUGAUGACCAAAAACUGUCCAUUCCAGCUUGGCUCCAGAGUUUUCAAACUUCUGCUUGAUAUUUUUCUGUACCAUGAUUUUUCUGUCCUUAAUUUUAUUAAAGGACUACAGUUCUCCAUGAUGGAUCACUUCAUGUCAAACCCAAUGAGUCACCUGUGCUGCCCUCUGGAGGAAGUCCAGAACCAAAUAAAAAAGCUGAACAACGAUGAGCUGGAACUCAUUCGUCAGCUUCCUUCUUUCAUGAGACAUGUUGAAAGUUGCUCACUGCCAAGGCAAGCCGAAUUGUUGACAGAUGAUGUAAUACUCAAGAGUGAGGUGUUAAAGCUGUUGACAAGAAUACAUACCUAUCGUGAGGAAUUCUACCCCAUGUUGCGGUGCCUCCAUACCCUUGUGUCUAAACUUCCUAAACAGCCCCUUGGAAAACAGCUUCGAGAAGUGUAUGCUACUGCCCUUGGAUGGAACAUUGAAGAGAAUGAAGAUUACAAAACUUCAUUAGAAUUAUUGAAAUUCAUGUCAAAAGAUGAACUGACAGGUUUGUUGAGGAGUUGUGUGAGUUGUCUUGGGGAUGAACUUCCCUCCAGUCUCAAGGAUGUCCAUACAUCUAUAACCUCUUUGCUGGACAGAUUUGACACACUUCAUGAAGAUGACGAUGGUGAGGAGGAAGCCCCAGAGAACAGUUCUGUGAUCAAGAAAACAGAUCUUCACAGUUUGAAAAAGAGGCUACAAGAGAUGGAAAAGAAGAAAAAGAAAUUAUCACCGUAUGAAAAGUUGAGAUCAGAAUGUGUGGAUUAUUUUGAUGCCUUGUUCAGAAAGUAUGUCGUGAGCCCGAAGACUCUGCCGCUCCAUGAACUGAUGUACUAUGACUUAGCCAGCAAAGUGAGGAGUCACUUAGCUGCUUCACCUCGGUCAGCUGUGCAACUGGCUCUCGGGAGCUCCCACACCUAUCUUCACAACCAGAAGGAUAACGAUAACUCAGGGACUAUCAGCCCUGACAUUCCUGACGUGUGCAUAGCAUACAAACUUCACUUAGAAUGUAGUCAGCUCAUCAACCUUUACGACUGGCUCCAGGCCUUCAUCACGGUGAAGACUUCAAAUGAUGAAGAAAAUGAAGAUGAGAUCAAGAAUCCAGACCCAGUUUUACAGGCUCGAUUCAUAAGAGCUGUGUCUGAACUCCAAUUCCUUGGCUUUGUCAAACCCACAAAGAGGAAGACUGACCACGUGGCUAGACUGACGUGGGGAGGAUGUUGAUGAUACAAGGAGGGAAAACUUUGUACAUA
Ylistrum balloti is the source of this 2141-nucleotide messenger RNA. RefSeq names its product origin recognition complex subunit 3-like. Gene Ontology annotation, molecular function: DNA replication origin binding. Gene Ontology annotation, cellular component: nuclear pre-replicative complex; nuclear origin of replication recognition complex; DNA replication preinitiation complex. Gene Ontology annotation, biological process: DNA replication initiation; DNA replication. The transcript has 20 exons. Lineage: Eukaryota; Metazoa; Mollusca; Bivalvia; Pectinida; Pectinidae. The record is from RefSeq and is a predicted model, not a curated record. Bases 1 to 2112 code for a protein of 703 amino acids.